Molecule: messenger RNA, 2587 nt
Organism: Musca domestica (house fly)
Lineage: Eukaryota; Metazoa; Arthropoda; Insecta; Diptera; Muscidae
Exons: 6
Coding region: 1446-2198 (250 amino acids)
Source: RefSeq, a predicted model, not a curated record
CACUGCUGCUACUGCUGCUGCCUCUCAUAGGACACACAUAACAUACACGUUGCCCCCUUGCACCCUUGUGACCCCCUCUCUCCCCCACAAAACACACUCUACAGUCGAGCUCCAACUUCACAUUGAGUGUGCACAUAGACAAGAUUUUUCGCAUUACAGAGUCGCUAACUCGCUCACACGGACUGACUGACAAUUCAUAGCCAAAGCAAAGCAAAGCAAAAGCAAAAAAAAAAAGAAAAGAAAUAAAACUCCUUCUUGGCGAAAGGAAAAAGGACUUUUGUUUUAAGAAUAGAAAAAAAAACGCAAAAGUGAUAAAUAUUUUAAACGACAAAAAUGAGUGCAAAAAAGGACAAAGGAUAUGGGAACAAAUGAGUCAAUCACAUCCUUUUCGGAAUUGGCCAAGUGAAAAAAUCUCGGCAAAAGUGUAAAAAAACAAUAGGUACACAUAGCGGAAUAAUACAUUUCGGCCAGAAGCAGGCACGACGACGAAGAAGAAGAAGAGGAAGCAGCAGAAGAGAGAGAGGCAGGACGAGGACGAGGACGACGACAACGAAACCUGAUUUGGGGGAGUUUGCAAGGAGGAAAAACUGGCAACUAUCACUGGCAGCGCAGUAAUACUCGUAACACUUGGUGAAAAUUUCCCAAACGAAAAACCCAAGGAAAGAUUGCCAAGAAUCUAAGCUAAGCAGGGAUUUGGCAAAAGAGGAUAAGGAGAGAGGGAUAAGGAGAGCGUCAAAAGUUUAACUCAAAAAAAAUUCUGUCAAUUAAUCUUUUUUUGUAAGUUUAGUUAUUGCUUUUUGAUAACAACUUUGUACCAAACUUCUGCAAUACCAAAACUCAGUCGCCGGAGAGCAUCUGAGAGCCCCCAACCCACCACCAGCACCCCCCCUCUCUCGCUCUCUCUCACACGACAUUCACUUAAUGCUAAUCAAAUGAAUCAACGAUGUUUUGCGUCCUUAGGCUAAAUGUUGUGUUGUGUGGAUGAAGAGUUCUGGCCAAAGGAACUACAACAACAACAACAACACCACAAACAAAAAAACACAAAAAAAAUCGCAAUGCAACGCUUAACUCCCGCAUUAGAUACGGGUGAUUGUACGUAAAAACCCCAUUAACCUUUCACAACUGGCCGCCAAGGAGUUGACAACAAACAGGCAACGAGAGGACGUCCGAAGAAAACAAAAAAAAAAAACGCGACAGGAGAAAACAAAAGGCAGAUCACCAGGAGCUGCCAACACCAACAUCAGGAUAUCAACCAAAUUAACAAGCAAAAAUAAUCCAUUAAAAACCACUGCCAUACCACCACCCCAUCCCCUCGCUCUGGCCACCCACCAAAACAAGAACACAUACAGCGACACACAUACCCUCACACACACACAACAUCAUCCCCUCCGCCACCCACAACAACAAAAAAAGGAUCCAGAGUUCAACUUUGGAUUUAAAAACUAAUGAAUGCCCAACAACUGCAAAUUCCAUAUCCAAUGGCUCUGAGACGUUACCUGGUAUGUUUUAGCAUACUAACUUGGCUAUCAUUGCUAACAACCACCCAGUCGGUCAGAAUAACCAAUCUUAAGGUGCCUCAUACCUACACGCUGGAACGUCACACAGAACCGCAACCCCUGGUGCUAGACUGUGAAUAUGAAUUGGGGCCGCGCGAAAAGGGCUUUGUGCUCAAGUGGCUGUUCAACAACCACUCGAUAUAUCAAUGGAUACCCUCCGUAAAGGGAUUUGCAAUGGGCAUCAUGAAAUCGAAAAUCAAUACGGAAAUCUACACAACAGAGGGUAGUCCGGGUGUGAUAUCAAUACGUAGGCCAGACUGGAAUAUGACCGGGGAGUAUACAUGUUUUGUCCAAACCUUCGAAUCAACAGAUAAACGAAGUAGCCGUCUACAAAUAAUUGUUCCUGAAUCGGAUUUUUUACUUGAAACAAAAAUGGAUGGAACGCGUGAAAAUGUCGAAGUAAUGUGUGCCGUUCAGAAUGUUUUCCCCCAACCCGUACUAUACGUAAACAGAUUUGAUACAAAAAUUUUGGAUUCCGUACUGACGCAAAUGGAUCAGAAUGCUAGUGGCCUAUAUAGUAUGACAGUUAGAACGCGUAUACCUAGAGAUAAAUUCGAAUCACCCACACCGAUAACAUGUGCAUUUUACCUGCUUGGUACCAAUUACACUAAAAGACGGGAAACUAUUUUCUAUGGUAAGUAGAGAUAAAGCAACAAAUAUACAACGUAAAUGGACAACAGUCGCUGUAGUCAUGUCGAUCGCGUCUUUAGCUUUAAGCAGUUAGUUUGGAUAUUUGUAAUAAAAAUAAAAACAAAAAUUGAAAUAAUAAUAAUUUAAUAACAUAAAUAAGAAUAAUAAUAAAUUUAAAAAAAAAACAAAUAAUAUUUAAUAUAUAACAAAGAAGGACGAAAGAAAAAGAAAAAACCAAAAAAUCGAAGACAAAGAAGAGGAAAUCGAAAAAACCAAAAAGUAUAUUUGUGUUCGUAUAGGAUAUUUCUAUUUAGAAUUUUAAAAAAAUGAACAAAACCCCCAGAUGAAAAAAAAACAACCAACAACAACAAGAUUCCCAAUAAAAAAAAUAACAACAAAAC